Ilex paraguariensis (yerba mate) is the source of this 2639-nucleotide messenger RNA. NCBI's taxonomy places the organism in Eukaryota, Viridiplantae, Streptophyta, Magnoliopsida, Aquifoliales, Aquifoliaceae. The record is from the annotation of a GenBank genome assembly.
UCCUCGUCUCCUGCGAUUUGAAAGGGUUUGAGUUUGUCAAAUUUGGUAGAAUGGAGAAAGGAAAAAAAUUCUAAUAGAAUAACAUAAUUGAAGAUCUGAUACAACUGUACAGCUGUGCACCAUUCUUCAUUGACUAGCUUUACUGUAUUCACAUGGUUCAUAACUGGUGAGCUAUCUUAUUGACUUCCAUUACUCCUCCUUUACAACCUUAAAGCACACAUAAAUUGACUGCUAACAAUAAAUAUGAGUAGCUGCUACCUUUGUGUUGGCACCAUUUUUGUUUCCCGCAAAAUGGCGAAUAUGAAAGUUGAGAUCAUAUCCAGAGAAACCAUCAAGCCAUCUUCACCAACACCACCCCAACAAAGAACCUUCGAAGUGUCUCUUUUGGACCAGCUUUCUCCAAGCAUCUAUGUCCCAAUUAUAUUCUACUACCCCAUCAGUGAAGGUCAUCACAAUGUCAACCAAAUUUCGGAUCGAUUGAAAGAUUCUCUCUCCAAAACCUUAUCUCGAUUCUACCCACUUGCCGGACGGAUCAAGGACCAUGCCUCGAUUGAUUGUAACGAUGAAGGAGCUCUGUUUUCUGAAGCUCAAGUUAAUUGUCACUUGUCUGAGGUCCUCAAAGAUCCCAAAACUGACUUGCUGGACCAGUUUCUUCCAUGCUCAAUAUUUCCCAUGGUGCCAUUGAAUGAUGUAGUUCAGGUAGCUGUUCAACUCAACAUAUUUGCAUCAGGUGGAAUUGCAAUAGGUUUGUGCUUCUUCCACGAGAUUGUCGAUGGAGCCACAAUGAGUGCUUUCGUCAAAUGCUGGGCUGCCAUUACGAGGGGAUCAUAUGAUGAAGCAGCAUACCCUGAUUGCUUCGUGGCAUCAAAGCUCUUCCCUCCUAUAGAAUCAAUGACGGGUAAUGUUUCGUUGCUCAACGAAAGCUGGGUGAUCAAGCCAGGAAAAGGCGUCCGCAGGAGAUUUGUCUUCGAUGCUGCAGCAAUAUCUGCCCUGAAAGCCGAGGCCACAAGCCAACUUGUGCCUACGCCGUCUCGUUUUGAAGUAGUGUCCAGCUUCAUAUGGAAAUCUGCUUUGGCCGCUUCUAGAUCAGCCCUGGGAUCCCAACACCAACAGCCAUCGAUAUUGUCCUUUUCAGUCGAUAUGCGUCGACGAAUGGAGCCACCACUGUCAGAAAAGUGCACCGGAAAUUUGGCCUGGCAGGCACUGGCUCACCGUGCUGCACCCCAAGGAGAUGAAACAGAUCUGCAAGGUUCGGUCAGUCGAUUCAGAGAAGCAGUAGCAAAAAUCAACAAUGAUUUUGUGCAAACCCUACAAAAUGGAGAGAGGUUUCAGGUGAUAUGCAAGUUCAAAGAAGAACAGGAAGAAAUGUAUCCUGACACAAAGCCGGAGAUGUAUGUGUUCACUAGCUGGUGCAAGUUCGGUUUUAAUGAAGUGGAUUUUGGGUGGGGAAAGCCGAUAUGGGUCAGUAAUAUAGGGGGUGAUACCAACCCUAUUUAUGUGAAUACUGUCACCUUGAUGGACACGAGCUGCAGUGAUGGAAUAGAAGCAUGGAUGCUCUUAAACGAAAAGGUAAUGGCUAUACUGGAAAACAAUCCGGAAUUUUGUGCAGUGGCCUCAUUGAACCCGAGCAUUUCAAACCAGAGUGCCUUGUCUGAAAGAAUAACCCUUCCUAGUUUGGCAUGAGCUUUGCAGUUUGCUGCUUCAUCCCAAGAUGCCAAUUUGUGGAUCUGUUUGUUUGAAUUUUCCUUGAUUCCUGUACCUGCAAGCUUGCUGUUGAUUGCAAAAAGUACACAAAUUUGCAAUAACAUACUCAAAGGAGGAUCAAACCAGGAGACAAAAUUUCCAAACACAAAUGUUACACAACUAACUGACUCAAAGAAGACACAAUCCACUGAUAAAAGUACUAGUUGAGACGAGUUACUGUCAAACUUGAGUAAUUCGAUUUUGGCAGAACUUUCACUCACUGGUACCUAAAAAAAUGUUUGGUUUUUCUUUUUGUCUUGAUCUAGUGUUGCAUGAAUUGUUCUAUAAGUGAACAUUUUUUUAUUUGGUUUUGAUAGAAUGUGGACCAAAUAGAUUUUUUAGCAUAUGGGAUACAUGUGUGGUGGAUUUGUUUGAGAAAAAAUUCAAUCCAAGUCCUGGGAAUUCUGGUUCACAUGUCAUAUAGAUAGAACUGCAUACGACACUUGAAAUGAAUCCAAAAUGAUACAAUCCUAAUAUGAUGUGAAUCUAAAAUGAAUUGAUCCAAGCAUGAAACGACACAACUCAAUUGACACUCAUAAGGAAAUAUUAUUCUCUUUAAAAAGCUCAUUACUCAUUACAUAAACACUAUUUCACAGAGUGAGAUUCUUAUUGACUUUUUGUGCACUAGUCUAGUAAGUUCUACAUGCAAAUUGGAGAAAACAAGAAACAUGUUUUCCUCAGAAAUUAUUACAACUGCGAAAGCCAAUGGGGGUGGCUUUAGUAGCAACAAACAUAUUUUUGUUCUCUAAAAGUACCUUAAGACCACUUUAUCCUCCACUGUACAGAUCCUUGGCAUGGUAGGGCUCUGCAGGAUUGCUUUUCCUUAUCUUCGAGAAAAUUUUGACCACAAGUAGACCAGAAAAAAACACAGCAGUGCAAAAAGAACCACAUGCAUA